GUAGCCGCCACGGUCAGCGGCGUGAGGGCCAGGCCUACGUUCGAGAUCUCCCGGAGCCGGAGAUCUCCCCCUGCCCCGCCAAGCCCGGGCCCGGGCCCGGAGGCGCGCAGAGUGCCCAGGGAGUCCGCGAGCGCCGUCCGGUACCUUCUAACAGGAAGGAUGGACUUGGGGAAGGGCAAACUCCUGAGAACCGGCCUCAACGCCCUCUACCAGGCGAUCCAUCCUGUCCAUGGCAUCGCCUGGACUGACGGGAAGCAGGUCGUCCUGACAGCACUGCAGCUGCAGAACAAGGAGCCCAGGUUUGGGGACUCGAGGAUCAUCGGGCAGUUUGAGCACGUGCAUGGGCUGUCCUGGGGCCCCCCGGGGUCAGGGGGCAGCCCUACACUUCUGGCGGUGCAGCACAAGAAGCACGUCACCGUGUGGCAGCUGUGCUCAAGUUCCUCAGAGAGAAGCAAGCUGCUGGUGUCCCAGACGUGCGAGAUUGGGGAGCCCUUCCCUGUGCUCCCCCAGGGCUGUGUGUGGCACCCCAAGAAGGCUAUCCUGACCGUGCUCACCAGUCGGGACGUCUCUGUCCUCCACUCCGUCCACUGUGACAGCUCCAGGGUCAAGGCCGACCUGGUCAAGGUCCAGGGCUUUGUACACUGUGCGGGCUGGACCCGUGAUGGCCACAGGCUGGUGGUGGCCGUGGGCAGUGCCCUACACUCUUUCGCGUGGGAUGACUCCCAGAAGACGCUGCACGCGUGCUCUUUCUGCCCUGUGUUGGACAUAGGCAGUCGCAUCUGCUCAGUGCUGGCCACUGUGGACAUGCAGAUCGUGGUGGCCACCGAGCUCCCACUAGACAAGAUCUGUCGCCCCAACUCGAUGGAGGCCUUGGAGAUGUUAGCCGCGGAAGAGAUGCAGCCCUCCCCCUCGUCCCUGACAGGCGGUGCAGAGCUGCCCUUUGUGAACACCGGGAAAGCGUCCCCCGACUCGGCACUACCCUGCUCGUCUGCUUCCCUCUCUUCGUCCUCCCUGGACCCCUUGGAUCUCCCUCAGGUGCUCCCUGGGAACUAUCGAUCUGAUUCCAGCCCCCUCUUCUGCCUCAGCGAGAAGGACUGCUUGUCUGGGCCUGGCCAGGACUCCUCCCAUUUGGUCCUGGUGACCUUCGAUAGCAUGGCCACCAUCACCCGGAAGGUGGGCGUCCCUGGCAUCCUGGUGCCGGACCUGCUGGCGUUUGACCCCACGUCACAAGUGGUGGCUGUUGCCUCCAACACGUGCCACAUCCUUCUCAUUUAUUCCCUGAGCCCCACCUUGGCACCGGAUGUCCAGUGCAUCCGCCUGGAGACCUGUGAGAGGCCCAAGGGCAUUUGUUUUCUGACGGACAAACUCCUCCUGAUUUUGGUUGGGAAGCAGAAGUUCUCAGAUCCCACUUUCCUUCCCUCCUCCAAGUCUGACAGGUACACCAUUCGCUUGGCAGUCCGGGAAGUCAGCUUUGAGGAAGAGCCCUCCUUGCAGUCUGCCCGGAGCCAUCGAGAUUUCUGCAAUGUUGGCAUGAUGCUGGGCACGGGCAGCAAGAGGAAGCCCGGGGAGAGCCAUCACCCCAUCUCCUGCCCCCAGAGGAGGGAGCUCCUCCUCCCUGGGAACCUUGCCAUCCAGUCUCUAGCCAGCAGGAAGACCCUGAUUGAAGAAAUCACUGUGGCUUCCCCGGUGCCGAGCCCCAGGCCCGACCCCCCACAGCUGAGCAAGCCCUCACCCACUCCCAACGCUGCUGCUGCCUCUGUGGAGGAGACGGAGGCCGUGUCUAGCCCCCCAUCCCCUAAUGCCCAGCCAAGCUCGCCCAGGACCCCAUGCCGUCUGAUCCAUGAGCCCCUGAACCUUGCCCAGGGCGGAGUCUCCUGGAAUGAAAAGGAAGAAAGUCAGCUGUGGGGGACCCUGGAGAGCUUGUCGGGGAGCUUCACGGCCCUCCACCAGCGCCUCUCAGAGCUCCUAGACCUUCUGCAUGGGAGGAAGCAGUCACCGCCCCCCACCACCUACCCGCCUACUCAAGAUCCGUCUUUUCUUCUCAUCAAGUACCAGAAGCCAUCCCCAACAGGGCCCACGGAGGACAAGAGAGCAGUCCUUCUCUGUGAUGGCAAGUUGCGCCUCCAGAUGGUUCAGCAGAUGUUUGGCCUCUCUCUGGUGGAGAUGCAGCACGGCUCUCUCUGGAUCGUCCUUUCUGCCGACAGCGAAGGCUUCGUCCCUCUCACGUUCUCCGCCUCCCAGGAGAUCACUGUCCGAGAUGGCAGCCGUAGUGGGCUGGGCUCCCCAACCCAGUGAGUCAGCGUCCUCCCGCUGGGGGGGGGGGGGCGUUUGUACCUGAGAAGUACCCAGAGCUCUGUGCGGCUCUUUUGCAGUGUUGGGUGCCUGGAGCUCUCGGGGACAGAUGAGCUCGAAAGGUGCCGGGGCGUCACUUUAUAGAAAGACAGGAAGAAUAAAGUCUGGUGAUGCUCCCACUGAGGAGUCUCUCCUUCCAUGGCUGCCACCUGAGAGUCCUACUGGCCCCUGACAGCUCAGGGAGCUCUGGGUUGGGCUGGGCUGGGCUGGGAGCCAAGGAGGCCUGAGCUCAAAUCCGGCCUCCUAGGGGAGUCAUGUCACCAGCCCUUGCCUCAGUUUCCUCACCUGUAAGAUGAGGAUCAUAGUAGUAGCCCCCUCCCAGGGUGGUUGUCUAGGCAUUGUGGUAACAAGUGAAAGCUUGUCGGUUAGGAUAACUGAAGGACCUGUGCUCUUGUAUCCAGUUUUAAAUCUCACAGCAUGUACAUCCCCCAAGGGGCCACCACACCCCAAAAUGUACCAGGCACUGCUCCUGACCCUGGGAAGGUGAAAACAAAAAACCACAGUCUGCCCUCAGGGCCCUUGCAGUCUGUGGGGACUCUGCGGGUGGAGAAUGGAGUUCUGGGGGGUGGGGGGACCCCGAGCCGGGUCCUGAGAGGCAGAAGGGAGAGGGGAGCACAAUCCAGGUAGAAGGGGCAGCCUAGGCAAAGGCCCAGGGUGGGAAGGGGGAGGGUCUUGUUCCUGGUCACUGUCUGGAAGACGCUGAGGGGAGGGGCGAGGCUUGGAGAACCUCUAAUGGCAAACAGCAUUUUGUGUUUGCUCCUGGAGAUGGGGGGUGGGGAGCCUUAGGAAGGCCCUUUGGGGGUCAAAUGGAGGAUGCACUGUGGUGGGGACUCCAGCAGCUACUAGCCUAGUCCAGGGGUGAGGUGACGGGUGCCCGCACCAGUUGGGGGCAGGGUCAGAGCAGAGAAGGGGGCACGACCAAGAGAUGCUGUCCCAGUGAAAGGAUCAGGCCUUGGGGAGCUCCCUUUGCAGCUACAUUGGUCCAAACCCCAUUCUUCCUCCUCAUCAGAAUUGGUGAGAAGCUCUGGGGAGUCUGAGAAACAUAUCCUCAAACCAGGCUCACUGGGAAACAACCCUAGUCAGCCCACAAACAUUUAUUAAUCACCUACUGUGUGCCAGGCAUGGAUUAAGAGCUGGGGGUACAAGAACAGGCAAAAACAGGCCUUGCCUUCAAGGAGCUUAGGGUCGAAUGGGGGAGAGAACAGGGAAAUGACGGUGUACAAACAAGAUCCGUACAGGACAACGUGCAGCUCAUCUCAGAGGGCAGGCACUGGCAUUCAGGGAAUCAGGAAAGGAGGAGGUGAACCCGGUAACAGAGAGCUUUAACAUGGCAAGCCUUGUUCUGAGAGCAGUUUGGGACCAUGCCCAGAGGACUGUGGGGCUGGGCAUGCCCUUUGACCCAGCAAUACCACUGCUGGGUCUGUAUCCCAAAGAGAUCAGAGAAGAGGGAAAAGGUCCCACGUGCACAAAAAUAUUUCUAGCAGCUCUUUGUGGUGGUAAAGAAUUGGA
Molecule: messenger RNA, 3861 nt
Organism: Dromiciops gliroides (monito del monte)
Lineage: Eukaryota; Metazoa; Chordata; Mammalia; Microbiotheria; Microbiotheriidae
Gene: WDCP
Product: WD repeat and coiled coil containing
Exons: 4
Coding region: 160-2295 (711 amino acids)
Molecular function (GO): kinase binding
Source: RefSeq, a predicted model, not a curated record